Molecule: messenger RNA, 4416 nt
Organism: Neocloeon triangulifer
Lineage: Eukaryota; Metazoa; Arthropoda; Insecta; Ephemeroptera; Baetidae
Gene: woc
Product: zinc finger MYM-type protein 4
Exons: 21
Coding region: 94-4341 (1415 amino acids)
Molecular function (GO): zinc ion binding
Source: RefSeq, a predicted model, not a curated record
CCCUCUCAAAAACAUGGCGUCGAAACAGCAUUAAGAAGCGCGAGACGCUAUUUCGCGAGCAAAUUUUGCAAAUUUCUUUUGAAAGACUUAAACAUGAGUCUCUUAAACAACGAUGAUGAGCUCCCCAGUGCCGAGGAGCCAGUUAAUAGUGUGGAGAUGGAGGACGUCUCUGCGACUGAAAUGGACACCACACCCUGCACAAAUCAAGAUGAGCCCAUAGAAGGUGCAGGACCGGUUGAAGGUGGAAGUUCGCCUAUUGAAAUGGGUAGUCCUAUAGAAAAAUAUGCACAAGUCCCAGAGGAAGCAAAUGAUGCUGAGAUGGAAAAUUCAAAUGAGAUGGAGGUUUGUCCGCCUGACAAAGAAAUGGAGCCACCUCCAGCUAAUAUUGAAGAACUGAUCUCGGAAACUUCUGAAGCCUCAUCUGCUAACAAAGGCAGGUCAUUUGAAGAGGAAAGCGUGAAUGUAGCAGAGGCAGGAGAUAACGUCAUAGGAUCAGAGAAAGCACCUAUUGAAGACACAGAAAUAGAAAAGUCUCCAGUUGUAGAUGCAGAAAUGGAAAAGUCUCCAGUUGUAGAUGCAGAAAAGGAAAAGUCUCCAGUUGUAGAUGCUGAAAUGGAAAAGUCUCCAGUUGUGGAUGCUGAAAUGGAAAAAGCAGUUGCAGAACCAGCGAUGGAGCCUGUAAAUAUCAAUGAAGAAGAUUCUACUUCAAAUCAAAUGGGAGCACUGGAAGCUGAAAGUGGCGAGGGAAAAGAAGACAAAGAGGAUGCCGAAAGUUCUGGCCGGGCUAGUGCCACAAAUUUUGCCACGUUUGAUGAUGAUUCCAGGCUCUCUUCUGAAAAGGUUACUGUUGACAAUGUAGAGGAUGUCAACAUUAAUGAAAGCACAGCUGUUGAAGCAGACGAGGUCGUCCCUGAAGAGCAUGAAGGGGCUGAUCCUUUGGAAGCUGCAGAUGGUGUUGACGAAUCUAAGGUUGAUGAUGGCGAAGAGAUUUUAGGCUCACAUUCAACACACAUUCCAGUUGCUGGUGAAGAAAUUGAGAGAGAAAGUGAUGAUGUGAUCCAAACAUCAAGCAAAAACCUUGAAUUACCACUAGAUGUUCCUAAGAGUGAAGUAGAAGAAAUUGAUUGCUCUGUUGAAGAAGCAAAAGAAUCGGAGGCUGAAACGCCGGCAGUUGAGGAAUCGGAAUACGAAGAGCUAGAUCAGCCCCUGAAUGAGAUUUGCCACCAGUGCAACAUGGACAAAGAGUGCUGCAUCAGGCUCAAGACUAAUGCUGAGUGUACUACAAAGUAUUACUUAUGCAGCAAAGAGUGUUGCUCGGAGUUUAAAAAUAGGCCAAAAAUAACAGCAGUUGCAUCAACCAAACUCCGAGUCUUGGAUUUGAAUGAGCCUAGUAAAGAAGCUGAGAUACCUGAAAGUGAACCCGACUUGACAAGACGAUGCUUUCAUUGCAAAAAUGAACUUUCGUCAGAUAAAAUCAGCAAACUCUCAUGGCAGUCGAUGGAAUACUGCAGUGAACAAUGCAUUGAAUCCUAUCAAAAUGAGCUUGGAGCGUGCUGUGCCAAUUGCAAAGGAGACGUUCCCCAAGCCAGCAUGGGAAAAUAUUGUGUCCGCUUUGGAUAUAAUGCAAGACAAUUUUGCUCAAGCAAGUGCUUGGAGGAGUUUAAAAAGGGCCUGAAAGUGUGUAGCUAUUGCCAACGUGACAUUUCUGGGGAAAUUGAAGGAUUCCUUGCUCCUAUUGGAGACAAAGGCCAGUUCAAAGAUUUCUGCAGCAAAAAUUGUAUGGACGACUAUGAUAUAAUGGUUUCAAACAAACCAAAACCAGUAAUUGAGGACAAUUGUGCAGUUUGCAGUGAGAAGAAAACCAUCUCCAUUGAAGUAAUUCAGUUGAGUGGCAUUCAGAGACUCUGCUCUGAUCCUUGCUUUGCUGCCUUCAAAUUUGCCAACAAUUUGCAAGCUGAUUGCUGUGAGCUAUGCAAAAGAAAAUUUGAUGAGCUACUGCCUGGUAGGCAAAGGGUGUACUAUAAUGACAUCAUGCACAACUUCUGCUCCAAGAAAUGUUUGAACGUCCACACAUUGUCGACAAGAAAAAUUGUUUCUUGCAAUUGGUGCAAGGUCAAGAAGUAUAACUUUGACAUGAUUGAAACUAGUGGCCCAAAUUCAGCUCAGCUGUGCUCUCUGAAGUGCUUACAGCUCCACAAAGUAUCACAUACAUCCACAUCUACAAGUAACAACAUGCUUAAGUGUGAUUAUUGCAACAAAGUGGCACUUGGUUUAUAUCAUGUAAAUAUGCCAGAUGGAGAAAAGCGAGAAUUCUGUACUUACAGUUGCUGCAUGGCAUACCAAUCGCGAUAUUCUGCCAUGAUGGACUCACCAGCAAUUAGCCCCAACACUGAGACAAAUGUACCGAUCAUUAGUAGUGUGACGUCGCUGGCCUCAAAAAGCUCAAGCACUUCUUCUGCAAUUGAAGCAGCUACUCCUGCACACUCUGUUGGUAGCCCCAGUGUUAUCACUGCAGCUACUAGUGCUCCUCCUGCUCAGCAUAUCAAGAUUGUCCAACAAACCUUCAUUAGGCCUUCUCCUGUAAAAACCCUCUCGAACAAAAGCACAUCUUGCAAGCCUAAUGUUUCAUCUAAAGGAGUCAUGAACAAACCUCAGAUGGCUGCCAAAUCCUGUCAGACAGACUUUGAAGAAAAGAAAACACACGCUUUAGUGCCCAUCCCUGUGCCGAUCUACGUCCCUGUUCCCCUGGCAAUGUACAGCUUCCCGUUACCCAUGCCUGUGCCAUUCCCAUUGCCAAUUCCAGUGCCAAUGUUCAUUCCUACCACUAGGAACUCGGCCAAAGGCAUUUUCAAAGAAAUCAAGAGGAUCACUGACCAAGUGCCAAAUGAUCCAUAUGAAGCAGAGCUCUUGAUGAUGGCUGAGAUGGUUGCUAGUGACAAGAAAGGCAAUGUCACAAGUGAUAGUGACGAUGACGAUGAUCGAGGAAAUGUUGAUUUGGGUGCUCCUUCCCCGAUCAACGACAGUGAUGAUAAUGCUGAUCCACCAACCCCUGCUGCUCCUAAUGAACCAGUUAACACCAGUUUUGGUGGUGAGGACAUUUUGCAGAUGGCAGUUAACAUGGCCAUGGAAAUGACUGAACCACCACCGCCACCACCCCAAACACAGUCGUUGGACCUGGAGACUGUGCUGACACCCCAGCCAGUUGUACCUAUCCAACCGCCACCACUUUCAACUUUAGCUGAGGAAAGAAACGAACCUCCACAAAGAGGCAGGAAAAGAGGCAGAGGGCGAGGCUCGGCCAACAACAACUGGACGUCGGCAAAAAGAACUCGGACGUCAUCUCGAGAUAUAUCCCAUCAUCAAGAACUGGUGCCUCAUCAUGAGCCUGUGCAUGAAAAAACCACAUUGGACGGUGACAAUGACCCUGUCAUUGAACCUGACCCUGACCUUCAGCUCAAAUUCAGUUAUGGUGUGCUGGCAUUCCGAAAGUGGAUUAAAGAAAAGAACUCGGAGUUGACAGAGUUGGCCCUGUCGGGAAAAGCAGCUAAGCUUUUCAAGACUGAUAUUUUGCAGCUGUCUACUGAAGAACUCAACUUCACUCUCUGCAUGUUUGUGAAAGAAGUCAGGAAGCCAGAUGGGGAUGAAUAUGCCCCCGACAUUAUUUUCUAUCUUUGCUUAGGAAUUCAACUGUAUCUUUAUAGAAGUGGAAGAGUUGAUAACAUCUUCACUGAUGCAUUUUAUGAGAAAUUUACCGAGUGUCUCAAUCAAAUUAGCUCCAAAUUCAUAGCUCGACUGAAUGACAGAACUCUGCUUACUCGAGUUGAAGAAGAGCACCUUUGGGAGAGCCAGCAAUUAGGAGCACAUUCCCCGCAUGUCCUGCUUUUUACUCUGAUGUAUUUUAACACAAAGUACUUCUACUUGACCGAGGUAGAAGAUCACAUGAGACUCUCUUUCACUCAUGUCAUGAAGCACUGGAAGCGAAACAACACUCAGCCAGGAAAAUCUGGCCCGAGCAGGAAUGUCCUCCUACGCUAUUACCCUCCCCAAUCUGUCCUUGAUGCUGAUGAGCGCAAGAAAAAAGUGUAUGAGCAACAAGAGAAUGAGUCCAACCCACUUAGAUGUCCUGUAAAACUGUAUGAAUUCUACGUGUCAAAAUGCCCAGAAAGUGUGAGAGGAAGGAAUGAUGUUUUUUACUUGCUGCCAGAAAGAUCUUGUGUACCUGACAGUCCAGUGUGGUAUUCGACAAUGUCCAUGCCCAAGGAUGCUGUGGGAAAGAUGCUUAAUCGCAUCAGAAUGGUGAGAGAAAUCUUGUGCAUUCUUCACAGUUUGGAUUACCAUUAGUUGUGAACUCAUUCACUCUGUAUAAUAAACUUUCUGAAUAUGUUAAUAAAGAUCAUUCUUGAAAUCUGCAUGCAU